Messenger RNA from Diatraea saccharalis (sugarcane borer), 1132 nucleotides. The record is from the annotation of a GenBank genome assembly. Lineage: Eukaryota; Metazoa; Arthropoda; Insecta; Lepidoptera; Crambidae.
AUCACCUUCGCAGAAGACUCAAUCAUUUUGUUUGCGAGCAAUCAGUUACAUACAAUACCGUUAUUAUAAUAAAGUGCAAUUUGGCUUACGUAGGUAGCGGGUCAAAUAAUCAAAUCUUUUAAAAAAGCGUGAUUCGAAGACUCGUUUACAGUUUAAGAUUGAAUCGAAAUGAUUCGAUCAAUCGCGAUCGACACAGGUCAGUCCCUAUAACAUAUUUUGACACUGACAUUGAGAUUGACGUUUAUUUGUGUUUGGGAAGCGAUCGAGUUUUAAUUUUACGCUUUAAUAUUUAAUUAGUAAAAAAAGAAUGUUAUUUUAUUCUUUUUUCAAGUCCUUAGUGGGAAAAGAUGUAGUAGUGGAGCUUAAAAAUGAUCUGAGUAUAUGCGGGACACUUCAUUCUGUGGAUCAAUAUCUAAAUAUUAAGUUGUCAGAAAUAAGUGUUAUAGAUCCCGACAAAUAUCCUCAUAUGUUGUCUGUGAAGAAUUGUUUUAUACGUGGAUCUGUCGUCCGAUACGUACAACUUCCGGCAGACGAGGUGGAUACCCAGCUUCUUCAAGAUGCUGCUCGUAAAGAAGCAACAGUCUCAACAAGAUAAACAUAACCUCAAAAUGUUGUUAGAGUUCCUUUCUGGUUUGAAAGUUUCAGUCUGCCGCGAUUGUUGUAUAUAUUAAUUUUAAGUGAAGCUUUUAUAAUAAAAUAUGCGAAUUUAAAUAGUGGUAUUAUUUAAUUUCAUUUAAGGGACACUGCUUUGAGGGAUAACAAGCUACUGGUGCGUCUCUUUCUGUGUUUUUAUACGCGCGUCCUAUAUUAAAUUUGAAGUUACGGUAGAAAAUAACCUAACAUACUCCAAAAAUAAUUACUGAAACUUAUUUCAUUAUACUUUACAUUUUAAUUUGUUUAGGUCAAAAUGUUCCAGAAUAGUACAUCUAUGUAGAAGUGCUAAUAUUACUUGCUUACAUACUAUAAAAGAAGGUUUUAUACAUUUAACAUUAUUCCAAAUUAAUACACGGUAGACAGUUUUUAUUAACAACCUCAAUUUCUCAUAUCUAUGAUUUUUACAGUUUAACAGAGCUUAAUUAUGGGCUUAUUAUUUUCUACUACAAUAGUAGUAUUUUUGUGUAAAUUCUGCCAA